AUGUACAUUAUCGUAGCCGGUACGGCCAUUAUUAGUUCCUUGGAAUGCUUCAGCCUGUGUUACCUGGUGGAUUCUCUGAAGGAUGUUUUCGAAUCGAUCUCCCGACACAUGUUCUACCUCUGUGCCCGGCUCCCUUACUCAAAGGAUCACCACAAUGAUUACUUGGACAUGCGGGUCACCCUGCAGAUUAUCGCGAUGUGCUCCCGUAAGGCCGUUACGUUUGGAUGCGCCGGAGUUUCCGAAAUUUCGAUUGCCGUUUUCACCGACAUGCUCAACACUUGCUACUCGGUGUUUACGUUUCUGCGGAAGAUGGUGUAAGGAAGCUGCCGCAAGCAGAACAACAGAUUGAAAGAUAAAGUUAUCAUAUGUUUGUCAUAAAAAGUAGGACGAAAAAGUAGCACAAUAAAGAUUCACUAGAUUCACCAAAAAA
This is a messenger RNA of Culex quinquefasciatus (southern house mosquito), 430 nucleotides long. RefSeq lists its product as uncharacterized. The coding region runs from base 1 to 318 and encodes 105 amino acids. The record is from RefSeq and is a predicted model, not a curated record. NCBI's taxonomy places the organism in Eukaryota, Metazoa, Arthropoda, Insecta, Diptera, Culicidae. The transcript is spliced from 2 exons.